Iphiclides podalirius (scarce swallowtail) is the source of this 309-nucleotide messenger RNA. The record is from the annotation of a GenBank genome assembly. Lineage: Eukaryota; Metazoa; Arthropoda; Insecta; Lepidoptera; Papilionidae.
AUGAGUGUGCGUGAUCGCGUACGUGUCGCGAAACCGGUGUGCGCGACUAGAGCGGGACAGAAGGCAUGUCAGAGCGAAACGGAUGCCACUGCGUCAUCGGCACACGAAGGUAGGCUUUGCGACGAACCAGUUAGCAUUAGGCGUCUCGCACCUCGGCGGCGACCCGCUGCUCACUGGGCGCACCCGCGCCGUCCGCGCCCCGCCGCCCCGCGAACGACCGGCCGUCAGGGCCGCGCGGGGGGAGCGCCGGGGGCGUGGGGAGGGCGCGGGGAGGGCGCGGGGAGAGCGCGGGGAGGGCGCGGUGGUGCC